Messenger RNA from Syngnathus typhle (broad-nosed pipefish), 3085 nucleotides. It is a transcript of the gene abcg2b, whose product is annotated as ATP-binding cassette, sub-family G (WHITE), member 2b. The record is from RefSeq and is a predicted model, not a curated record. Lineage: Eukaryota; Metazoa; Chordata; Actinopteri; Syngnathiformes; Syngnathidae. The coding region runs from base 591 to 2447 and encodes 618 amino acids. Gene Ontology annotation, cellular component: plasma membrane. Gene Ontology annotation, molecular function: ATP binding; ATP hydrolysis activity; ABC-type transporter activity. The transcript is spliced from 17 exons.
CCUUUAGCCCCGCCCAACUCGUGUCCUUUCCGAAAGGCGAUUGGCUACGGCGACGAUCACAUUCAGAGCUAAACACGAAUUCCGAUUGGCUAAUAGGUGACGACGAGCAGAAUACUGAGCUGCGAUUGGUCAAGAAAUUAAACGACACCGACGAGGAGCCUGGCCUUUUUCCCCCCAGUCUUGACUGCAUUACGACCGGCAGGAGGCAGCAAGAUGCCGUGGAAAGCGUCCACUCCCUCUGCGUCUUGAAAAAUGUUGGCGGAAGUCUUUCUUGAGAGGUCGACGUCGGCGAUUAAACGUCUUUUUAUAAAAGCCCUUAAUAUCCAGAUGACGCCACAAGUACGUGGUGGUCUCGUGUUGGACCCAUUUUGGGGACUGAACGAUAGCAACACAGCGCAAUGCCUUAUCUCGGUGGCCCAGGUUCAAUGGAAGGUCUCAACCCAAUUCACGCUGUGUUGGUGUUUUUUCAUCAUGUCUGAUAGUGAGGGAGAGUCCAAAGAUUAGCGGGAGAUGUUUUUAUGGCCGCUCGGACGUUUCUGUGCUUGCCAUGAAAACAUCCAAGGCCGCCAUCGACUUGUCACAUUUGGAUCAUGAGCAAGGAGCGGCAGGACGUGUUUGCCUUGGACGAUUACGUCCAAGAACGAGGACCCACGCUGACCUUCAGCAACCUGCACUACUGCAUCCCGGAGAGCAGGUGGUGUCGAAAGAAACGGCCGGAAAAAUACAUCCUCAACGAUGUCAGCGACAUCAUGAGACCCGGGAUGAACGCCAUCAUGGGCGCCACAGGAAGCGGCAAAACAUCGCUCCUGGAUGUCAUCGCUGGGAGAAAAGAUCCCGCCGGACUCCGGCAAGGAACCAUCCUGGUGAAUGGUAAAGUCGUGACCUCUGACCUUAGGCUCACUUCUGCAUACGUGGUCCAGGAUGACAUUCUGAUGGGAACGUUGACCGUGCGGGAGAACCUUCGCUUCAGCGCCAACCUGCGUCUGGACCCCCGACGCCACUCGUCUGCGGACAAGCGCGCACGAGUGGACGCCAUCCUGGACGAGCUAGGCCUGAAUGACUGCGCGGACACCAAGAUCGGGACAGAGUUUCUGCGUGGCGUGUCGGGCGGCGAGAGGAAGCGCUGCAGCAUCGGGAUGGAGCUCAUCACCUCGCCCGCUCUCCUCUUCCUGGACGAGCCCACCACGGGCCUGGACUCCAACACGGCCAACUGCAUCAUCAGGCUCCUGCACAAACUAUCCCGGCAAGGCAAGACGGUCAUCUUCUCCAUCCACCAGCCGCGCUUCUCCAUCUUCCGAUGCUUCGACCACCUGACGCUGAUGCACAAAGGCCAGGUGGUGUACGCCGGGCCGGCCCAGCGCACCCUCCAGUACUUCACCGACCUGGGCUACCAAAUUGAGUCCUUCGACAACCCCGCUGACUUCUUCAUGGACAUCACCAACGGCGAAGCCAAGUCCACCCUUGAGGAAAUGAAUACAACAGGUGAGCGCAAGAACGUGCUAGCCGUCAAGUAUUUGCAGUCGCAGCUGUGCCAAGACGUGCUGCGCGAGCUGGACCGCAUCAGCCUGGGCGUGGCCGGCGAGGUCAAAGGUCGGGAAGAGGCGGCCGAUUACGCCACUUCCUUCCUCUACCAGAUGCGCGUGCUGUGCGGCAGGACGGCGCUGAACUCGCUCAGGAACCCGCAGACGUCGUACGCUCAGCUGGCGCUCAACAUUUUCUUCGCCGUCCUGGUGGGCCUCAUUUAUUUCCAAAUACCCUUAACCCUGCCCGAAGCUUUGCAGAACAGGAGCGGCGCGUUCUUCUUCCUCAUCAUCAACAUGGUGUUUGGGAAUCUUUCGGCCGUGGAGCUCUUCAUCAACGAGAGGGCCAUCUUCAUCCAUGAAAACUCCAGCGGCUACUACCGCACGUCUGUCUACUUCCUGUCCAAGAUCCUCGCUGACCUCAUUCCCAAUCGCAUGAUUCCCAUCUUUAUCUUUUCCGCCAUUGCCUACUACAUGAUGGGACUGAAGUCAGCGUUGGUGGCCUUCCUGCGUUUUGCGCUGACCAUGUCGCUGGUCAGCCUGGCGGGGGUCAGCUUGGCCUUCCUGGUGUCGGCCAGCGUCUCAUCCUUCGCCAUGGCCAACAUCCUCAUCGCGCUCCCCUUCGUCUUCAUGAUGGUGUUUGGCGGCUACCUGGUCAACCUCAACGCCAUGCUGAGCUGGCUCUCUUGGCUCAAGUGGGUCAGCAUCUUCAGAUACGGACUCAACGCCGCGUUCAUCAACGAGAUGGCGGGACAGGUGUUUUACAGCAACACCACCACCGUCCCGGGCGAGCUCUUCCUCUGGAGUCUGGACAUCGACUACUCCACGUGGGGCUUCUGGCAGAACCAGGUGGCCCUUCUUGGGAUCAUCGUGGUCUGCAUGGUCCUGGCCUACGUCCAGUUGCGCAGGAUCAACCGAUGGAAGUGAAAGCCGGUCUUUAAUUAGCGGCCCGGUCUUUAAUUAGCGGCCGGGUGACGCACUGCCUCCAGCCCCGUGGCACGUUAUAUAAAAAAAGAUUUGCUGACACCAGACAUUAAAUUGGACUGAAUAAUCAAAACAGAGCAAAGUCUCAAAGGGUCGACACAUUUAUUUAUCAAACGCCAGCAGCCAACCAGCUCAUGAAAGAGCCCGAGCGCACGUGUUGGGUGGGGGGGGGGACAUUUGACUGCGAGGCGGCUAAUCCCGCGCUCCCAGCGGGCACCAGGGAGGCGAGCGAGCGUGCGCUAAUCCGUCGUCCGAGACUUUGUAAAGCUUCUUAGCGUGACAAGCCACACUGGAAGACGUUUGAUGGAGGGCCUCGACACAAACCAUUUUUUAGUUGACGCUAAUAUUGAGAUAAAUGUUUGCUUUGUAUGCAAAACGCAAUAUUUUUUCAUAAGAAAAGUGUUGGAUCUUUUUUUUUUCAUUUGCUCAGCAGCAAAAAUAUGGCUGAAAUGUUGUGCAACUUUUCUGCUGCAAAUCUUGUCAAGUCUUUUUUACUUUUUUUCCCAAUGAUACCAAUCAACAUGGAUUGUUUUAUAAAAAAAAAAAAAAAAAAAAAAAGUGGACACCCGAGAAACAAACUA